AUGAGCUCAGAUUCUAUAAAGCCCACCAAAGCAGGGCCCAAAAGAGUCAUUGGAUCCUCACCAAAGAGACAUCUGGGAGUACCCAAGCCCCAGUUGACCUCACAUUCGAGAUCUAGUUCAAAUAGCUCAAAUAUAACACCCAUUCCAUCUCCAUUAUCAAAAGAACAACGAUUCAAUUCUCCAUCUUUAGAAGAUCAUAUCACUCCUACAAAAUCUAAAGAACAACAACACCCACCAAAAAUCCAAUCAUUAGUUACACCUGAUAUUGUACUAUCAGAUCCAGAAAUCAUUGAAGGCUCUGAAUUAAUUAACCCUUUCAUUGUUGAUGAACAAUUACAGUCUUUACAACCAGAAUUCAAAGAAAAUGGUGAAAUCAUAGAAGAAUCAAUAUCAUGUCCCAUUUGUGAUGAAAAAAUGGUUAGUUUAUUACAAUUGAAUCGCCAUUUAGAUGAUGCACAUACAAUGGAUGAUACACUGGAUGGUAUUGGUGCUAAAUCCCCUUCAUUAGAACCAACCAAUGAUGAUAUUAAAUCUUGGUUACAGAAAACUAAUGAAAUGAAAUCAAAAUUACAAACUGCAUUACCUAGGAAAUUUGUUAAACUAGAUAUAUUUGAUAAUAAUAAUAAUAAUUUUAGUAUAAGUGAUUCUUCAUCAAGAGAUAGUUCUUCAACUUCAUUGAAUACAGUCACACCUGAAAUAACAGUUACAAGGAAACAUUGGAAAAAACCAACGGGUCAUGAUAGAUGUUCCGCUUUGAAUUGUAAAAAAAUAUUAAAUAUUAAGAAUGGAUUAGUUAAUUGUCGGAAAUGUGGUGAUUUAUUUUGUCAUGAACAUGCAAAUUUCAGAGUUAAAUUAAAUAAUUCUGCUAAUUAUUUUAACGAAGGUGUUUGGUGUAAAUGUUGUGAGAAUUGUUUUACUCAAAAGCCAGGAUAUAAUGAUUUUGGACUUGUUAAUGAUGUUUCUAAUAAAUUUAAAAUCUUGAGACAGAAAAGAUCAGAUGAAAAACAAUUAUAUUUAAAUAAAUUAGAAAAGAGAAUAAUUAAUUUAACAACGGCAAUUUCAAAAAUUGAUAAAGAAUAUAAAUCAAAUGAAUUUAAUAAUAAUUUUUUAAGAUAUACAAUAAGUAACAAGAAAAGAGAAGCUGAACAACAAUUAGUAUUAUGGGAAGAUGGUAAUACUAAAUUGAAUUGUUUCCUUUGUUUAAGGAAUUUUAGCUUUACAUUGAGGAAACAUCAUUGUCGUCUCUGUGGGAAAGUUGUCUGUGCAAGUGAAUCAACUGGUUGCUCUAAAGAAAUACCAAUUAACUAUUUAACAGAAUCUCUUGAUGAUGUCCCAAAAAUCAAUGAUGAUUCAUUAUUAAGAAUGUGUCGAAAUUGUAAAGAUGUAUUAUUUAUAAAGAGAAAUUUCAUCAAAGAUACAAAAAAUCAAUUAUCACCAUUAUUAGAAAAAUUUGAAGCCCAACAAAGUAUUAAAAGGGCAAUUGUCAUGUUAAUGCCUAGAUUCCAAGAUAUGUUGUAUAAAUUACAAAAUGAUUCUUCAAUACAAAAUAAAUCAAUAACAGCUGAUGCAUCAAAAUUAAGGAAAAAAUUAAUGGAUUCAUUUGCAAGUUUUGAUAAACUAACUAAAGAAAUUGUUUUAUUAACACCUGAAAAUGAAAGUGAAUCAAAAAUUCAAUUAUCAGUUCAAACAGAUUCUAUAAAAUUCAUUCAAAAAAAUAUGAUUCCAUUAAAAUCAUUACCCAAAAUCUUAAAACAAAAAGAAGAUCUAGUCAAAUCCCAAACCCCUCCAAAGCUAAACCAUGAACAAAUUCAAAAGAUAAAACAAAAUCGUGAAGAAUUAAUGGUUUUAAAUGAACAAAAAUUUCUUGUUGGUGAAAUGAUUGAAAAUUGUAAAAAUCAACGAAAAUUUGAUGAAUUACCUACACUACAAGAUAACAUGGAUGAAUUGGAAAGAAAUAUUCAAGUAUUACAAUUAUCCUUGGGGAAUGAAGGGUUUUAA
This is a messenger RNA of Hansenula ciferrii, 1998 nucleotides long. It is a transcript of the gene PEP7, whose product is annotated as phosphatidylinositol-3-phosphate binding protein. The record is from RefSeq and is a predicted model, not a curated record. Lineage: Eukaryota; Fungi; Ascomycota; Saccharomycetes; Phaffomycetales; Wickerhamomycetaceae. The transcript has a single exon. Bases 1 to 1998 code for a protein of 665 amino acids. Gene Ontology annotation, biological process: DNA repair. Gene Ontology annotation, molecular function: DNA binding; metal ion binding.